Helianthus annuus (common sunflower) is the source of this 1428-nucleotide messenger RNA. RefSeq names its product 30S ribosomal protein S1. The transcript has 10 exons. Gene Ontology annotation, molecular function: nucleic acid binding. Bases 79 to 1290 code for a protein of 403 amino acids. The record is from RefSeq and is a predicted model, not a curated record. NCBI's taxonomy places the organism in Eukaryota, Viridiplantae, Streptophyta, Magnoliopsida, Asterales, Asteraceae.
GGACACGACAGCACAGAAGCUAUUCUGAUCAUUUGAUCUCCGAUCAUUAUCCAUGAAAUACCAAGGUAAGGUGUGUACAUGUGGCAUGCUCGCUUGCUUCACCUCAUUCUUCAUAUCCACCACCGUAAAAUGCAACCCUACGCUGCCGCAACAUCGCCGUAUUCCUCCGUCUCCCGCAUCGCUUUUCUCUCUCACUUACUCGCCACCGAUGUUUCUGCUCUCAAAACACCACCACUGCUAAGAUGUAACUCCACUAAUAACAAUUUACUCAUUUGUCGAAGCUCCUUAACCCCACCUAACCCCCCACCACCACCUAAAGUUUCCGAUACCUCUAAAAGUCAACUUAUUCAACUCAUCGAUGACGAUCAAGACGUCGUUCGACAAGCUCGGAGAUCUGCUGAUUGGAAGGCAGCAAGGGCUCAUAUGGAGAAUGGGAUUGUGUAUCAAGGCAGAGUUGAAGGAUGCAAUGGAGGUGGUCUACUUAUUAGGUUUUAUUCUCUUGUGGGCUUUCUUCCAUAUCCUCAGUUGAGCCCAUCACAUUCAUGCAAAGAACCGGACAAAACCAUUCAAGAGAUCGCAAAAGCUCUAACUGGUUCUCUCAUUUCCGUGAAGGUGAUUCACGCGGAAGAGGAGAAACGGAAACUGAUAUUCUCCGAAAAAGAAGCCGUGUGGUCAAAGUAUUCGAAUUCUGUUAAAAUAGGCAAUGUUUAUAAAGCAAAAGUUGGGUCGGUUGAAGACUAUGGUGCCUUUGCUCACUUGCAACACUCAGAUGGUUUGUAUCAUCUUACUGGACUUGUACACGUGUCCGAGGUGUCGUGGGAUUUAGUUCAAGAUGUGAGAGAUAUCUUGAACGAGGGGGAUGAUGUGAAGGUCAAAGUCAUUGGUGUUGACAGGAACAAGUCACGAAUUACGUUGUCAAUAAAGCAACUCGAGGAAGAUCCACUAUUGGAAACGUUGGAGAAAGUUAUUCCUCAGGACGGUUCAGCUGGCUCUACUUCAGACAGCACCGCUGAUUAUGUUAUUGAGCCACUUCCAGGGCUCGAAACGAUAGUUGAGGAGCUACAACGAGAAGAUGGCAUAAUUGACAUAAAGAUAACCCGUCAAGGAUUUGAGAAACGAGUGGUCUCACAAGAUUUACAACUUUGGUUGUCGAAUGCACCACCGAAUGAAAAUCAGUUCACUCUACUUGCUCGAGCCGGAAGACAGGUACAGGAAAUACAACUGGUAACUUCACUGAAUCAAGACGGGAUAAAAAGUGCGUUACAGAGAGUGCUGGAGCGCGUUCCGUGAGUUGAUAUUCACUUCCAGUUCUCGAUAUAUGUGAAUUAUUACACUUGCCUACUUAUUGUACAGAAAUCACAUUAAACCUGUAACUAUUCUUUUACUGAUGUAUGUAUGUAUGUAUUAAUCUGGCUGGAUCCAUACAGU